Closterium sp. NIES-65 is the source of this 1263-nucleotide messenger RNA. Lineage: Eukaryota; Viridiplantae; Streptophyta; Zygnematophyceae; Desmidiales; Closteriaceae. The record is from the annotation of a GenBank genome assembly.
AUGGUUUCUAAACCAUCCGCCAUGCUGUCACACCUGCCAUCCCUCCCCACCCCGCCUUGUGCAGAAAGGUCUUCUCUCCUUUCUGCGGGGCACCGUGAAGAGACCUUCUCACCCCGCCAAGACACGAGACAUACUUACAAGUUUGGGCUAGCCUUGGCCCCUACAAGCCUGGUUACUGUUCCCGCUGCCCGGUUACAGUUCAUGCCGCCCGUCACUGUUCAUGCCGCCCGUCACUGUUCAUGCCGCCCGUCACUGUUGAUGCCGCCCGUCACUGGUCGUGCCGCCCGUCACUGGUCGUACCGCCCGUCACUGGUCGUGCCGCCCGUCACUGGUCGUGCCGCCCGUCACUGGUCGUGCCGCCCGUCACUGGUCGUGCCGCCCGUCACUGGUCGUGCCGCCCGUCACUGUUCGUGCCGCCCGUCACUGCUCGUGCCGCCCGUCACUGCUCGUGCCGCCCGUCUCUGCUCGUGCCGCCCGUCUCUGCUCGUGCCGCCCGUCACUGCUCGUGCCGCCCGGUCACUGCUCCUGCCGCCCGGUCACUGCUCCUGCCGCCCGUCACUGCUCCUGCCGCCCCGUUACUGUUCAUGCCGCCCGAUUACCAUGCCAUGCCAUGUCCUCGUGCUCGUUUCCGCCCUUGCUCGUUUCUGCCCUUGCUCGUUUCUGCCGACAGUGACGGGCGCAGCUGGGCAACGGUGCGGCGAGGCUAAGGCGAAGCCAGUGAGGCACGAGGUGAGACAACGGUCCCCACUCUCCUGGCCCCCUUCUCCUAUGCUCUCACUCUCCUGGCCCCCUUCUCCUAUGCUCUCACUCUCCUGGCCCCCUUCUCCUAUGCUCUCACUCUCCUGGCCCCCUUCUCCUAUGCUCUCACUCUCCUGGCCCCCUUCUCCUAUGCUCUCACUCUCCUGGCCCCCUUCUCCUAUGCUCUCACUCUCCUGGCCCCCUUCUCCUAUGCUCUCACUCUCCUGGCCCCUUUCUCCUAUGCUCUCACUCUCCUGGCCCCCUUCUCCUAUGCUCUUGCUCUGCACUCGUCGUUCCCUUGCUCUGCACUCGUCGUUCCCUUGCUCUGCACUCGUCGUUCCCUUGCUCUGCACUCGUUGUUCCCUUGCUCUGCACUCCUCCUCACCCCCCUGUUUUCCCAUCCCCCACUGUUCAUCCUAUUGCUUCCCCAUCCCGCACUGCUCACCCCACUGUUUCCCCAUCCCGCACUGUUCACCCCACUGGUUCCCAUCCUGCACUGUUCACUCUCCGCUCUGGUCUGGAUGA